GCGGACUUUUAUUCUACGUCAUUGUGGCGAUUCCAAGUUCCACCAACGCAUUUUUGACGUCACAGCUUCCCGCUGCAGCAGGUGCAAUCUUUAGCUACGCACCUGUAAGCCACGCCCACUCACCCACUUUUGUGCCUCACGGGAGCAAAAUGGCGUCAGGCGUCCCGGCGGCGUCGGCGACGACUUCCACGAUUUCCAUCGAACAGGAUCAAUUCACCUGCUCGGUGUGUCUGGAGGUUCUGCGGGACCCGGUGACCAUCCCGUGCGGCCACAGCUACUGCUUGAGUUGCAUCGAGGACUACUGGGGCAGAGGCAAUCCGCAGAAGGCCCAGUACAGCUGCCCGCAGUGCCGCCAGGAGUUCAAGCCGAGACCGCUGCUCAAUCGGAACACGGUCCUGGGCGAGCUGGUGGAGAAGUUCGUCCGGAGCGGAGUCCGAGAGAAGCCGGCCGAGGAGCGACUCCGUGGGCGGGGACGCGGCGGGGUCGCGGCUCCCAAGACGCUGUGUCCACAACACCAAAAGCCGCUGAAGCGGUACUGCCGGACCGACCAUCACAUCUUGUGCUCGCACUGCAUCGACGGCCACAAGAACCACGACGUCGUGCGGCCGGGGAACGAACGGGCGGCGCAGCAGAAAAAACUCCAAGAAGCGUCUUUGAAGUGCGCGCAGAACAUUAAGGAAGUGGAGAAGGAACUUCACUAUGUGGUCAAAUACAUCAAACACGCCACCGAGGCAGCGGAGGAGGAGAGCGACCGGGUGUUCUCCAAACUGCUCCGCGCCAUCGAGAAGCAGCGGUGCGAAGUGAAGGAGGCCAUCCGAGGGCGCGAGCGGGCGGCCCUGGCGCAGACCCAGCAGCUGCAGGACAAGCUGGACCGGGAGACGGCGGAAGUGCGAAGGAGCGAGGCCGAGCUGGACAAGCUCUGCCGGAGCGACGACCACCUCCACUUUCUUCAGAGGUGCAGAUCGCUUCGUUUCCCGUCCAAGUCGGUGCAAAUUCCCGAGACGGACACGCUCCCGUACUUUAUGUACAAAAGAAUGCGAGAAGGGCUGGCGGAGCUGAGGGUGGAUCUGGACCAGAACCUCCAGAGGGAAUUUGACAGGAUCUCCGAUAAAGUGAUUUCACUGAAGGAAACCAGCAUGCCAAAUGAAAAGACCAAAGUUGCAAUAGAUGCUCACAUUCUGUACGAGUCUGACCCGAAGACAAGAGAGGAUUUUUUACACUAUUACCAAGACUUGACGCUGGACCCCAACACGGCCAACCGUUACCUGAGUUUGUCCGAAGACCACCGGGCGGCGACCACGCGCCCCGAGGCCCAGCCGUACCCGGAUCACCCGGAGCGCUUCAGCAAGUGGGCCCAGGUACUGUGUCGUGCCGGCAUGGCGGGUCGCUGCUACUGGGAGGUGGCGUGGGCCGGCAAAGGCGGGGCCUCCGUCGGCGUUUGCUACCGCAGCAUGAGCCGGAGCGGCGGCGGCAGCGACAGCAAGCUGGGCCACAACGCCAAGUCUUGGAGCCUGGACUGCUCCAACGCCGCGUGCACCUUCCGCCACGACAAACGGAGCGCCGACGCGGCUGCGCCGUGCGCCAAGAGGAUCGGAGUCUAUCUGGACUACCGGGCCGGGGUUUUGUCCUUCUACAACAUUUCUGACCGCAUGUUUCCGCUUUACAGUGUCCAGGCCACCUUCAGUCAGCCCGUGUUUCCGGGAUUUUGGGUGGGAUUGGGGUCUACUCUGAAGUUGUGUUCCCUGUAAUUGGAAAGGUAGUUGCUGCUCACUUCAUUAGGUACACUUGCAUGAAAGAUAAAGCUGGAUGAAAAUAUAUUGAAAAAAAAUUCACAUGACCGGUUUUGAGUGCGGCUAUAUAGUAAAAUGUAUUUUUUGACAUUUAAAAAAGUUUUUGAUCCGACUUCAUCAAGCAAGUGGGGUUGAAAGAA
Messenger RNA from Syngnathoides biaculeatus (alligator pipefish), 1930 nucleotides. Its product is annotated as tripartite motif-containing protein 16-like protein. Gene Ontology annotation, molecular function: protein binding; zinc ion binding. Bases 150 to 1748 code for a protein of 532 amino acids. The transcript is spliced from 8 exons. The record is from RefSeq and is a predicted model, not a curated record. NCBI's taxonomy places the organism in Eukaryota, Metazoa, Chordata, Actinopteri, Syngnathiformes, Syngnathidae.